Molecule: messenger RNA, 606 nt
Organism: Geosmithia morbida
Lineage: Eukaryota; Fungi; Ascomycota; Sordariomycetes; Hypocreales; Bionectriaceae
Product: centrin-3
Exons: 2
Coding region: 1-606 (201 amino acids)
Molecular function (GO): calcium ion binding
Source: RefSeq, a predicted model, not a curated record
AUGAACCCGCAUGCGACACCCAGACCAUUUCCCAUCCGCUCGAUACCAGGCGGAGGGGGGCCAUCUCUGCAGACGCGACAACCCGUCGCACCACAAGUUUCCAACAAUGAGGUCUACAAUACGAUACCAGAGGAAGACCGCGAACACAUAGACGAAGUCUUCGAGUUGAUGGAUAUGAAGAAGAAGGGCUGGCUAAACAGCUACGAAUUCCGCCACUCCCUGGCCGCCCUAGGCUUCGACAUGACCAAGCCUGAGUACUUCCACGAGCUCGAGACCUAUGGCACCAUACCCCCCGACUGGCCUGACGCACACAGCUGCCCCGUCAACAGACUGUACAUGUACCUCGACCAGUUCCGCCUGUGCGCCUCCAAGCUCAUCUCGCAGCGAGACCCGCGCGACGAGGCCGUCAAGGUCUUCAACAUGUUCGACUACGACCAGGACGGCGUCAUCUCCUUCGAUGACAUGCGCCACCUGGCUCAGGACAUCAAGGAGGAGAGGUCCAUGUCCGACGACGAGAUCCAGACCAUGAUCGACCACCUCGACCACGAUGGUAAAGGCGGUGUCAACCUCGAGGAGUUUAUCCAGAUGAUGGAGGAGGCCGGUUAA